AUGAUAAUUUUCUUAUUGAUUUUUACAGCUUUUAGCUAUGAAAUUAAGAUAGCUGGAAAAACAGCUGCGUGCCUAAUAAAGACUUUGCCAAGGGGAUCAGUAUAUGCAGGAGAAUGCGGAACAAAGCUAUGGAGGCCUGACUUGAAGUAUUUAUCAGUUCAAGUUAUUAAUACACGUAGCCAAUAUACAUAUACAAGUGUGCAUACAAACUCUGCGAAAUUUAAAAUAAACACUGAUGAAGCUGGGCCUUACUCAAUUUGUGUCACAAAUACAGCAGACUGGGAGUUUGACAUAGUUUUCAAAUUGACACAAGAAUCUUCGAAUAAUGGUCCUGGCCUAUACUAAUUGACCAAGAAUAGCCCACUAUGGAGCCAUUCUUGGUCUGCCAGAAAAAAUUUUGACAAAAAGAUCCUAAUCUGCCAUUACCACUGAGUUUUGGUGUUUCCAAAUUUUUUUGACAAGCCAAAUGCAUCAUCGCAAAAGAACAAUUUUUUUUAUUGCAUUUGGCUUGCCCAAAAAAUUUGGAAACACCAAAACUCAGUGGUAAUGGCAGAUUAGGAUCUUUUUGUCAAAAUUUUUUUCUGGCAGACCAAGAAUGGCUCCAUAGUGGGCUAUUCUUGGUCAAUUAGUAUAGUUGGUUAUGAACUUCCCAUAAACGCUACAGAAUUUCGUAUGAUUAAUCAGCCUAAUGGGAAUUUUCAAAUACACAAUGAACUCAAAGAUAUUUAUGACAAGGUAAGAGAAGAAAGAGAAAAAGCCAACAUAAAGGAAAAGGACUAUACCGAAAUCCUUUGGUCAGUCCUUAUCUUUGGGCUGCUUGGGGUCAUUGUUUGCUCUUAUCUUACAAAAGAUGUGGUGGUAGAGGAAAAAAAAUCAAUUUAA
Blepharisma stoltei is the source of this 882-nucleotide messenger RNA. Lineage: Eukaryota; Ciliophora; Heterotrichea; Heterotrichida; Blepharismidae. The record is from the annotation of a GenBank genome assembly.